Messenger RNA from Eriocheir sinensis (Chinese mitten crab), 2347 nucleotides. It is a transcript of the gene Ufsp2, whose product is annotated as ufm1-specific protease 2-like. The coding region runs from base 122 to 1903 and encodes 593 amino acids. The transcript is spliced from 3 exons. The record is from RefSeq and is a predicted model, not a curated record. Lineage: Eukaryota; Metazoa; Arthropoda; Malacostraca; Decapoda; Varunidae.
UGGGUGUAACAUCAGCAUUUGGAAACUUAUGACAGCUCAAAUGACAAGGAAAAGGAAAAAAUAAGUUAAUACAGGUUUUUGUCUCCAUGUCCACGUCCUCCAUGACCACAACAACACCACCAUGGCUCUGGCCGCCACCCCCCAGCUGAUCGAGCGCCUGAGGGCCCAGAAGGAGGUGACCAAAGGCGACAUCUAUGGCCUGGUGGUGGAAGAUGGAAAGUCUCCUGCAGUGGCCAUGGCCAUGCUGGUGGAGGGGGAGGGGCAGGGGGAGCUUGGCCACCCCCCAUCUCUUCUCCUCCCCCCACCGUUGACAAGACUGGGAAUGUUCAAGGUCUCAGAGGGUGAUUCAACCUGCCCUGACCUGGAGGCAGGAGAGGUGGGCAUCGUAUGGGACCAGAAGGAUGUCAUGUACUUCUGUGGGCCAGGUGAGGCAGGUGAGCCACUAACGACCCUCCCUCAAGCUCAGCUCAACAGUCUCUUUGCCCUGGCUAAGGUGAGCUUCACCCUGGAGCUCUGGUCACGGGAUUCCUCCAGAGAGUCGUUAAGGGACCCGAGCCCCGUUCCAGGCCUUCACAGCAAGAAAGGGAAUGCCACUGUCCUAUGUGAGGAGCUGGACUCUGCCGCCGCUUGUUUCCGUCUACGUAGUGGCCGGCUGGUGCUGCACAAUGGGAGUGGUGAAGAUGGUAGUGGUGGUGUGCUGUGUGGUGGUGGUGGUGGUGGUGCAGUGGUGGGUGGUGAUGAGGCUGCUGGUGGUGUGUUAUUCAAGGCUGCUGCAGGAAAGAAGAAAGGUGGUGGUGGGGGUGGAAGUGGGGGAAGCACACAACAAGAGGCCACAUUCCAACUGCUGUUUAACCGGUCAGUGUCCGCAGCAGACACCACCUCAGCUGCUGCACCAGUGGUCCGUGUGGACAGCCGGGAGACUCAUGUUUUGUCUGCCGUGGUGUCUGGCGAGGCUGUAGUGUACCUGGACAAAGGGGCCACUCUUAAGGCGAUCCCAAAUGUGCUGGCCAAUGGCGUGGCCCAGCAGGUACGUCUGGCAGAGUACUGGCUGGCCAAGCAGAGGGCUGAGCCGGGGCUGCGGGGCCCCCUCACUGCCCUGGCUACCCUGCCACACGCUGCCGGCCACCUGCUGUCCCUGAUCUACCCUGAGGCUAUUGAUGAGGACAAGCUGAAGGGGUAUAGGGAGGCCGUCCACCAGGCCUUCCUUCUCCCCUUAGACCGGCCGAUGGUCCGCCGGGGUAACGGUCUCACGCCACCACCUGGCAUCCGUCCCUCAGCCCUGGCUAACCCCCAUGCCUCCCUGUCACCUCCUGGACUAGGUGUGGCAUCCGUAGUGAGUGGGGGGUACAUGUACUAUCACUACCUACAAGGCAAGAGUGACGACAAAGGGUGGGGGUGUGCCUACCGCUCCCUGCAAACCAUUGUCUCCUGGUACCAGCUGCAGGGCUACACCAGCCGCCCCAUACCCUCACACAAGGAGAUACAGAAAUGCCUCGUUGAUAUAGGAGACAAGCCUGCUGAUUUCAUUGGCUCAAAGAAGUGGAUCGGCUCGACAGAGGUUGGAUUUGUGCUUGAGACCCUAUACAAGAUCCGGUCUCGAUUCAUUUGUGUGUCCAGUGGCGCAGAGCUUGCGUCCCGUGGAGGAGAACUUGCACUGCACUUUGAGACGCAGGGAACGCCAGUGAUGAUUGGCGGAGGGGUGCUAGCACAUACCAUCCUGGGUGUGGACUGGAACCAGGACACCCAGCAGACUGCCUUCCUGGUGCUGGACCCCCACUACACCGGCAGCGAUGACCUAUCUUCUGCACUGGCCAAGGGUGGCGUUGCGUGGAAAAAUUCUGACUUCUGGAAUGCAACCGCUUUCUAUAACUUGUGUUUGCCGCAGAGGCCAGUGUGUAUUUAGACUGUGUAUUUGUGUGUGUGUGUGUUUGUGUGUGUGUGUAUGUGUUUUUGCAUGCAUACAUGUGUACUUUUUCUUCACCAGUGUCAAAAGUUAGAAUAUAAGAUAGUAACUUUCCCUUUGGUUAGUGUGUAGCUAUAUCUCCUGCACAUGGUUUUUCAUGGGUUAUAUAGUCAGGUUUUUUACUUUUAUCACUUCGUUAUUACCAGCUAGAGUUCUCAUCCCCAUGAUAAUCUUGUUCAUGACCAUUUAUUAUAUCAUUCAGCACCUUGCUUCUAACAUUAAUGUAGAGGACAAAAUAAUGCAACAUUUCAUACUACAUUCCAGCAUUCCAUGGCAAGGAGGGUCAGUUUUUGGUUGUUGGGAUCUAAAAACGAAUUCCUGCUCUACAUGAUGUUACAUUGUUAAUUGGAGCAUGUCAUGUUACAAUAAAGCUAUGAUGCGUUU